Falco peregrinus (peregrine falcon) is the source of this 1641-nucleotide messenger RNA. It is a transcript of the gene NSUN5, whose product is annotated as NOP2/Sun RNA methyltransferase 5. The coding region runs from base 50 to 1528 and encodes 492 amino acids. Gene Ontology annotation, cellular component: nucleolus. Gene Ontology annotation, biological process: rRNA base methylation. The transcript is spliced from 9 exons. The record is from RefSeq and is a predicted model, not a curated record. Lineage: Eukaryota; Metazoa; Chordata; Aves; Falconiformes; Falconidae. Gene Ontology annotation, molecular function: methyltransferase activity.
CCCCCCGCCGGAAGCGGCGGCGCGCACGCGGCGGAGGACGGGCGGGGACAUGGCGCUGUACAGCGCGGCCGCCGCCGUCCUGGCGGGGCUGGAGCGCGGCGAUGGCGGCAUCAAGGCCCUGGUGUACAACAGCGGCUUCCCGCGCGUCCGGCAGCUGUACGCCCUGGUGUCCGAGACCCUCCGCUACUCCCCGGUGCUGGAGAAGCUGCUGGCCGGCGCCGCGCUGCUGCAGGCCGAGAAGAAGCUGCCCCCGCAGCUGGCCAAGGUGCUGGUGUACGACCUGCUCUUUGGUAAGGGCCUGAAGUGCGGGGGCCGCUGGAAGGCGCUGGCCCGGCGACACCGGGCCCGGCUGGAGGCCGAGCUGGCCCGCCUGAAGGUGCAGCGGAAGGUGAGCCGCAGUGAGGACCUCCUGGCCCCGGUGGCCGCAGCAAGCCCCGGAGGUGAGUGGGCCUCGGGGCCGGGUGGUCUCCCGGUGCUGGGUGGCAGUGGUGGGCUGUGUCUGACCUGCCCGGCCCCCCCAGCCUCCCAGGUACCGCGCUAUGUCCGAGUCAACACCCUGAAGACUUGUGUGGAUGAUGUGAUUGACUUCUUCAAGCGCCAGGGCUACUCCUACCUGGGCCAAGCAGCCAGUGUGGAAGAUCUGAGGGCCCUCUCUGGGAAGAAAUUCUUGUUGGAUCUUCAUCUCCCGGAGCUGCUCGUUUUCCCUCCGCAAACGGAUUUCCAUGACAACCUGCUGUAUACUUCAGGGCACAUAAUUCUACAGGACAAGGCCAGCUGCCUCCCUGCCUUCCUCCUCAGCCCUGCUGCCGGCUCCCAUAUCAUCGAUGCCUGCGCUGCCCCUGGGAACAAGACCAGCCACCUGGCUGCCAUCCUGAAAAACAAGGGCCAGAUCUUUGCCUUUGACGUGGACACCAAGCGCUUGGCCACCAUGAACACCAUGCUGAUGCGGGCUGGGGUCACCAGCUUCCAGCUGGCCCAGCAGGACUUCCUGACCGUGGAUCCUGGGAACCCCAAGUACAGCAAGGUGACCUGUAUCCUCCUCGACCCAUCCUGCAGCGGCUCAGGGAUGGUGAACCGGGUGCCAAGGGAAGAGGCUGCCCCGAGUGCUGAGCGGCUGCAGGCGCUGGCCGGCUUCCAGCGCAAGGUCCUGAGCCAUGCCCUGAGCUUCCCAGCUCUCCAGCGCCUGGUCUACUCCACGUGCUCGCUGUACCAGGAGGAGAAUGAGGACGUGGUACACGCUGUGCUGCAGGAGCGGGGCUCGGCCUUCAGGCUGGUGAACGCCUUCCCUUCCUGGCCCUGCCGAGGACUCGCUGCCUUCCCUGGGGCAGAGAGCUGCCUCCGCGCCUCUCCUGCGGACACGCUCACCCACGGCUUCUUUGUGGCUGUCCUGGAGCGGCACGGGGAAGGGGCUGCAGCCCCCAGCUCCCUGCCUGUGGCAGCUGAAGAGAACCCGCAGCACGGAGAGGGAGCAGAGCCAGGAGCAGCUCCCAAGAAGAGGAAGAGGAAAAAGCAGCGGGUGAAGGAGUGAACUAACAUUUUUAGGACUGCACAGUGCCCAGCUGUGGCUGGUGGGGAACACUCCUCCACUGCCUCAACAACAGCGGGGCCUCUGAACACAAGUAAAGCUUUAUGCCAGCUGCA